AUGGAUACAAAUCCAGGGCUUCAAAGGGGAACCAUUUGUGUGGACAUCGAUCUAUAUGGAAAAGAUGAUGAUGAUGAUGAAUUCGAAGCGGUUGACCAUAACUCAGCUAGCACAAGUAGACCCAAAAAUGGAUCAACCUCAAGCAACAGCACAGUCGAAGAGAGCGACAAGAAGGCUAACUCAGCCACAGGCUCCGUACGACCCUAUGUUCGUUCCAAGAACCCUAGGCUACGAUGGACACCUGAACUCCACCUCAGAUUCAUUCAUGCAGUCGACAAAUUGGGAGGUCAAGAAAGAGCAACACCUAAGUUAGUUCUUCAAUUGAUGAACAUCAAAGGCCUCAGCAUCUCUCAUGUCAAAAGCCACCUUCAAAUGUAUAGAAGCAAGAAGAUCAAUGAUCCAAAUCAAGUUGUUUCAGAACAAGGGCUUGUUUAUGAAGGUGAUGAUCAUCAUAUAUACAACCUUAGCCAACUUCCCAUGCUCCAAAGUUUUGCUCAGAACUCUAUUUCCAGCUUUAGAGUUUCAGAUGGUUUAUGGAGUCGCAACACGAACCGAACAGAUUACAACCCUUUUCUCAGUGGACUUAGGCAUGGAGCUUACGGUUCAAGGAUGGAUCAAAGAUUAAUCGUAGGAAGGAGCAACAAUUCUAGUUUGAGAUGGCUUGGAAGCAGUAACAUCGAAAAAUCCCAAUUGAGAUUAUUCGGAAAUGAGAAUAAUGGAUUGUUGAAAGAUGACCCAAUUCGAAGCAGAAGUCAAAUGGAUGAAACGAAUGCCAUAAGUAAAGAUAUCAUCGUAGACGAUCAAGACAAAAUGCCACUAAAAAGAAAGGUGAUUGAUCAACCGGAGCCAGGAAAUCUUGAUCUGGAUCUUUCGCUACAAAUCAAGACCCGGGAAGACGACGAUACAAGAAACGAGGAGGUCGAUGAGAGUGGCUUAUCGUUAUCGUUGUUUUCGUCUUUUUCGACUAAGAGCCCUAGUAGUAUAAGAAGAUCAAAGCAUGCAAAAACAAUGGGUUGUAGUAGCAGUGGUACAACCCUUGAUCUGACUUUGUGA
Molecule: messenger RNA, 1053 nt
Organism: Cynara cardunculus var. scolymus (artichoke)
Lineage: Eukaryota; Viridiplantae; Streptophyta; Magnoliopsida; Asterales; Asteraceae
Product: two-component response regulator ORR23-like
Exons: 6
Coding region: 1-1053 (350 amino acids)
Molecular function (GO): DNA-binding transcription factor activity; DNA binding
Source: RefSeq, a predicted model, not a curated record